This is a messenger RNA of Lactuca saligna, 420 nucleotides long. The record is from the annotation of a GenBank genome assembly. NCBI's taxonomy places the organism in Eukaryota, Viridiplantae, Streptophyta, Magnoliopsida, Asterales, Asteraceae.
AUGACUAAAAUAGAUAAUCUCCGUCAAAGCCCCAAAAACGUCGGCAUCAGGUCCCUCACAAUCAAAGAAAGGGGAGAAGAAUUGGUUUCUCGAGUUGGGAAACAUGUAUACAGAAGAAAUGGCGUUAUCACUGAUCUAAAGUCACUUGGAACAGUUCAGUUGGGUUAUGGUAUCAAGAAGCUUGAUGGCAGAUACUAUCAGGGCCAAUUGAUGCAAAUGACAAUGAUGACCCCACCAAGCUUUAACAGUGAGCUUCAUUAUUUAAACAAAGAAGACCGUUUGUUACGUUGGCUGUUGGUCAAACAUCGUGACAUUAAAUUUGGUGUGAAGAAGAUGAUGAUGAUGAUGAUGAUGAUGUGGAAGAAUAUGAUGCAGCUUUCCAACAACAGAACAAUGAUGUUUGAUUUUGAUAAAUUUUAG